GAACCACACAACCAACCUGGAGAUGAUGGCAUGAUUCUUGGAUGGACAUCAACAAAUAUAAUAUAACAAAUAUAGGCAAACAAGAUCUUGGUGCUCUGCUCAAGGAGAAACCUUACCCAAUCUGGUCUGUACUGACAAGGAGCAAGAAACACAAAACAACUGUCUACAGAUGGGUAACACUUUCUUUUGGAAGACAUUCUGGCCUAAAAUCCUCAAUUGUGUUUUAAGUGUUUUAGACAGGCCAAACAUUGACACGACUGAACAUUGAGAGGGACAUUACCUCCAAUUGUUGGCACUAGAGGGCAAGCUCUCUUGUUUAGGCCGGAGGACUAUUUAGCAUGUUUUCCCAUUGGAGCAUCACGUCUUUUAUAAGACUACGCACACCUUUUGGCACAUUCCUCAAGGAGAAACUCGACCCUAUCACAUUCCAAGUUUUUAACAUGAGCAUGAAAACCACAACCAUUUGUUGGCAUUGCAAAUGACUGAAUAAAGUUUAAGGCCCCCCUAAGGUCCUUGAUGCCUUCAGAGUUUAGACCUCACCUCAAUGUGGUUCUGUGAGCCCGAUAAGGGCAGCCCGGCAGUGAACGCAGCCUCUCCGUACACCAUCUGGAUUGAGAUAAUCAUUUUACGAGAAGUGUUUAGCGAAAUUGUGAUGAAACCGAUUGUGUGCGAAGGAGGAACGAUGACCUUCAGCUGGACGACAAGAAGAAAAUUUGUUCAGAUUUAGGACAAUAUGAAGAGAUCUCACUAGAGAAUUCACCUCAGACAGGGCCCAACUCUCUGCUAUAAGGAUGGGGCUGACAUUACAGGAGGUCCUGGGGAGGACUCUGAAGAAGCUGGAGGAGUCGAGUUUCCAGAGAUUCAUAGAGAAACUGAGUGACUGGGAAGUAAGAAAAGAAGAAUAUACAAAGAUUCCAGAGGAUGAACUGACUGGGAAAGAUCCAGAACACGUGGCCGGUCUGAUCAAUCAAUACUAUAAAUCCGCCUAUGGGGCUGAGGUGACCCUGACUGUUCUACAGGAUAUAGAUGAGAAGAAAGUGCGGGAGGAACUCCAGUGUUACCUGAGGGAAGUGGACACUUCAGGACAUGGACUGGGAACAGCAAUGUAUACAGAUAACGUAAACUUCAUAGAGAAUCACAGAUCAGAUCUUAUUAUAAGUAUAACAGAUGUAGAUCCAGUCCUAUGUGAUCUCCGGGACCAGCAGCUGCUGACUCAGGAACAAUACAGUAAUGUGAUGGAAAAGAGAAGAUCCCAGGAGAAGAUGAGAGAACUGUGCGAUAUUAUCAGACACUGGGAGGAUACUGGGAAGUAUACGGCUUAUACAGUGCUCCGAAAAUACAAUGAAGAAAUCAUCAGUGACUUGGAAAUGGAAGAGACGAUGAGGAGAAAGCUUUACUCAGUGCAUUCUGGAAAUCACUUUAUAGACCGACAUGAACAGGAUCUGAUUGAUGGAAUAAAAAAUGUAGAUCCAGUUAUAUCUGAUCUGUACAGGAAUAAUCUGCUGACAAGAAAAGAGCGGGAUAAUAUAAGAAAGUAUAAACCUGAGGACAGGAUGAGACGUCUGUAUGAUAUUAUCAAAUACUGUGAUGACUCUGACAAAGAGAAGGUUUAUGAUACUUUGUAUAAACACAAUCCCAGGGUCAUGAAAUAUCUGAAAAUGUUGGAGGAUCCAUCAAAGUUAGUAAAAACUGGAGAUCACUUUAUAGACCGACAUGAACAGGAUCUGAUUAAUGGAAUAAAAAAUGUACGUCCAGUUAUAUAUGAUCUGUACUGGAAUAAUUUGCUGACAGGAGGAGAGCGGGAUUAUAUAAUGGAAAUAUCAGAACCUGAGGACAUAAUGAGAAGUCUGUAUGAUAUUAUCAGAUACUGUGAUGACUCUGACAAAGAAAAGGUUUAUGACACUUUGUAUAAGUACAAUCCCAGUAUCAUGGAAUAUCUGAAAAAGCCGAAGGAUCCAUCAAAAUUAGUAAAAACUGGAGAUCACGUUAUAGACCGACACAAACAGGAUCUGAUUAAUGGAAUAAAAAAUGUAGAACCAGUUAUAUCUGAUCUGCACAGGAAUAAUCUGCUGACAGGAGAAGAGCGGGAUUAUAUAAUGGAAAUAUCAGAACCUGAGGACAUGAUGAGACGUCUGUAUGAUAUUAUCAGAUACCGGGAUUUCUCUGACAAAGAGAAGGUUUAUGACACUUUGUAUAAGUACAAUCCCAGGGUCAUUAAUUUCUUGAAAAAGCCGAAGGAUCCAUCAAAGUUAGUAACAACUGGAGAUCACGUUAUAGACCGACACAAACAGUAUCUGAUUGGUGGAAUAAAAAAUGUAGAUCCAGUUAUAUCCGAUCUGUACUGGUAUGAUCUGCUGACAAGAGAAGAGCGGGAUUAUAUAAUGGAAAUAUCAGAACCUGAGGACAGGAUGAGACGUCUGUAUUAUAUUAUCAGAUACUGCGAUGACUCUGAUAAAGAGAAAGUUUAUGCCGCUUUGUAUAAGUGCAAUCCCAGGGUCAUGGAAUAUCUGAAAAAGCCGAAGGAUCCAUCAAAAUUAGUAACAGCUGGAAAUCACUUUAUAGACCGACAUGAACAGGAUCUGAUUGAUGGAAUAAAAAUUAUAUAUCCAGUUAUAUCUGAUCUGUACAGGAAUAAUCUGCUGACAAGAGAAGAGCUGGAUUAUAUAAUGGAAAUAUCAGGACCUGAGGACAUAAUGAGAAGUCUGUAUGAUAUUAUCAGAUACUGUGAUGACUCUGACAAAGAGAAGGUUUAUGACACUUUGUAUGAAUACAAUCCCAGGGUCAUGGAAUAUCUGAAAAAGCCGAAGGAUCUAUUAAAAUUAGUACAAACUGGAAAUCACUUUAUAGACCGACACAAACAGGAUCUGAUUGAUGGAAUAAAAAUUAUAUAUCCAGUUAUAUAUGAUCUGUGUGGGAAUAAUCUGCUGACAAGAAAAGAGCUGGAUUAUAUAAUGAGAAUAUCAGAACCUGAGGACAUGAUGAGACGUCUGUAUGAUAUUAUCAGAUACUGUGAUGACUCUGACAAAGAGAAGGUUUAUAAAACUUUGUAUAAGUACAAUCCCAGGGUCAUUGAUGUCCUAAAAAAGGCAGAAAAAACUGGAAAUCACUUUAUAGACCGACAUGAACAGGAUCUGAUUGGUGGAAUAAAAAAUGUAGAUCCAGUUAUAUCUGAUCUGUACAGGAAUAAUCUGCUGACAAGAAAAGAGCGGGAUAAUAUAAGAAAGUAUAAACCUGAGGACAGGAUGAGACGUCUGUAUGAUAUUAUCAGAUUCCGGGAUGACUCUGACAAAGUGAAGGUUUAUGACACUUUAUUUAAGUACAAUCCCAGGAUCAUUGAUGUCCUAAAAAAGCCAGAAAAAAAAACAAGUCAGGAAAUUAUGAAUAUGACUGUAGACAAAAUCAGCUGCAAACUCUGUGGAGAGGAGGAACAGGAUUUGGCAAAAGUAAUCCACACUAUUGGCAGGAUAUACCGAUUAGAAUUGACAUCUCCCGGUCUCUACCGCUGCCAGAAAACUCGAAUCAAAUUCCUGGUGAAAGGUCCAGUUAUUAUUGAAUAUAAAUUAGAUUCCUGGACCGAUAACUUAAAGAACUUUCCAGAUAAAUCUUAUGAGAUUUUGGGUCCACUUUUUAACAUAACGACAAUUGGUGAAGCUAAUGCUGUGUCCGCUGUGUAUCUACCCCAUUACCUGUGCCUGAAGGGCUUCAGUGAAGACACAGCACUGAUAAAAUGUGCUCACUUUAAAGAUGGAAACAUGACAUUGGAAACACCAACACAGAUCGAUCCAUUUUACAUCACUUUAGAGAAUCCUGAAUUUUCCUUGUUGGGGGCUAUCAUGUCAUUUGUAUUUCCGAUUUCCAUCCCGAUACAUGGAAUCGUCCUUAUUUACUUCACCAUAUUAUGUAAAGGUAAUCCAUAUGAGGAACACAGAAUCCAUCUUUAUGUACUGCCCUAUACCGCAAAUGUAGAAGAGACAAUUGACAAAGCUAAUAAAGAAUUUGGAUAUCAGAGAAUCAAAAAACCGGAACAUACCAUUAACCCUGUAUAUACAAAAAUAAAAUACCUUGUUACAGGGGAUCCAGGAGUAUCCGUUUGUCCUAAGACCCUGAUGUUCCACACAGAACCUUACCAAUAUACUGAGCUUCAGCUUAAGGAAAAAGAUGUAGACAUUGCUUUGAAUGUAUCUGAUGAAAACAGUAAAGAUCCAGUCUGGAAAACUCAGCUGACACAAUGUGACAUGAUGAACAUCACACAGUUACUCUCUCAGCUUACAAUCCAUGAAGUUGCAGGUGCCUGUGCUGCUCCGCUACACUUUGUGGAUAGACACAGAGACAUUCUUAUUCAAAGGUCAUCUAAUAUGGAUUCAGUCCUUGAUAUUCUACUGCAGGAGAGACUGCUGGACCAGGGUCAGUAUGAAACUGUUCGCUGUAGACAACCUGACCAUGAGAAGAUGAGGCAGCUGUAUGCUUACAUGACAUCCUGGGGUUACAAUGACAAGGAGAAAUUGUAUCAAGCUCUAAAGAAGAAAAACUCGCCUCUCAUCAGAGAUCUGGAGAGUAAAGACAACGUUAAUCUGUAA
This is a messenger RNA of Hyla sarda, 4577 nucleotides long. RefSeq lists its product as uncharacterized. Gene Ontology annotation, cellular component: canonical inflammasome complex. NCBI's taxonomy places the organism in Eukaryota, Metazoa, Chordata, Amphibia, Anura, Hylidae. The transcript has 19 exons. Bases 792 to 4577 code for a protein of 1261 amino acids. Gene Ontology annotation, biological process: innate immune response; inflammatory response; regulation of apoptotic process. The record is from RefSeq and is a predicted model, not a curated record.